This is a messenger RNA of Chiloscyllium plagiosum (whitespotted bambooshark), 4488 nucleotides long. RefSeq names its product transmembrane protein 132E (gene tmem132e). NCBI's taxonomy places the organism in Eukaryota, Metazoa, Chordata, Chondrichthyes, Orectolobiformes, Hemiscylliidae. The record is from RefSeq and is a predicted model, not a curated record.
UGACCAUCACGGCUGUUAAAACUUCGAACUCACUCACUACAUGUGACAGUGUUGGCGGCUUCAAGAAGACGCAAAGCGCUGCUACAGCCCAUGUGAUCGGGGAGAGGAAGGAGUUUCAUUCAUUUGUUCUGUUCGCAGCGGCGGAUGUUGUGUGGGAUAGUGUGCGAGUCAUAGGUAUCGGACUAACAGCUGAGAAGUUCCAAUGAAUCGAUGCCGCUGUCAUUAGCAUGGAAUUCUAUCUACGCUUACAAAAUACCUUUAGCGGACGCUUUUGAAUUUUGGGGUUGUCUCUCUAACGAACGUCUUCCUCUGGACAGAAACUCGGAGCUCCGAGUGGAAAGUUCCCUGCGACUGGGGGCGUAAAGUAAUUCAUAGCCUGAUAUUAUUUUUCGGGCGUGAGUAAAAGAGGAAGGCUCCGCUGGUAGCAGCUUUAAGAGCUGCCGCCCAUACUCCGCCGGAGUCUGGUGAAGCCACGCUCGGACGGCUAUCCUGUCUUCCCCCAAGUCCCCCUCCCUCGUGCUGCACCGUGCAAGCGCCGGCGAUGCAUAUGGAGCUUGGGGUUUGAACAGGAGUCUCGCGCUCGUGCGCCGCCCCGAGCAACCGUUGGGCUGCGGCGACUGUCUCGCGCCGCUUUGAGCUCGGGAGCCGUUGAUUGUCCGCGUGGCUGCUGCGGGCGCCACCUGGGGAAAGCGGCUCGUGCCGAACAACUGGGAUUAAUCCAAGAGACCGGGUCACCGCGGCAAGUUUGUGUAUGUGUGGGGGAAGAAAACAAAAAGUGGAAAAAAGGCACAAACAAAAGGACCGCCAACUUCUAACACGCGUGGCUUCGCAAAGCAGAAGGGAAAAUGUAACUGCUCUCCAUGGUAGACGAUCGCAGAAGAGAUGUUUUUAAAUAAAGUCAACAUGUGUAUUGCACGCUACUGUGGUACCGUAGCGCUCGUUCUCUUAGCCGUCGCAAACGGAGAAAACAAGCCAAUAACAGGGCAGAGAACGUCGAGACGAGAUAUUGGGAUUCCUGACAUUUAGCUCCUUAUCACCUAUGAAAGGAGGAUCCUGGCCCUUACUUUCAAGGACUGAGACUGGUCCUGUGGAGAUGCCAAAAUACCCAUGUUCAGGCAAUCAAUUCACAGUCAAGUAUUGCCUACAAGUUCAGAAAGAUUGCAGAACUUCUACACAUCUCCAGCUUAUCUUCCUGUGAACUACAAGCUUUCAAAUGUACAGCUAGCCUUUUUCCUGAAUAAGGACAAAUUAAACACACAUUGGAACAGCACCAAGUCACUCCAACGCUUGGAACAUUUUGUUGUAUUUCAGACGAAAGAACUUCCAGUGGUGAAUGCGACUUUAGGACCUUUCUCCAUGGAUCGCAUUCUCCCAAAAGAUAUACUUCAGCCCACCAGUACAUUGGAAGUACUGGACCGAUUCACCAUGAAUUGGAAGGUCAGAGCCUUUAUUAUCCAACAGCGAGUUCCUUUUAACCAGCCACUUGUUCAAGUACUAUUUUACGUGGCAGGUCGAGAUUGGGAUGAUUUUGAUGUUGUGGAUAAAUUACCAUGUGCAAGACUUCAUGUUUUCCGCGAUGUCAGGGAUAUUGAAAGCUCCUGCAGACUGAGGGGCAUUUUAGCCAUUUGCCUCGUCCAAAUUGAAUUGCCCUUUACCUGGUUUAGUUCUGCCACCACAACACUGGGAAGAAAGGAAUCCAUGGAUAAUUUGGAUACAAUCAGUGAAAAUCUUCAAAUUGAACUCUACUACACCUUGCAUCCUCCGGAUAGAAAUGGGGAAUGCAAUGCUGGCAGUGAUGCAUCUUAUCGUAAAGGGAAAAACAUUAGGCAGGAUGGAUCUCACCAGCAGCCUCUGCUACGUAUAGGGAGCAUUAAUUUAUACCAGCCUCCCCAAGCACAAUUAAUUCAGGAGCACAGGUUUGAUGGAAAUAUUUUCAUUCGUUUGCCAGAAGGACCACUAAAAUCUGGGGAAAUCCUCAGUAUCUCUGUGUUUCUAACACCAAAUUCAACAGUGGAGCAAUUCACUCUGAGAGUAAAAGCCAAAAAAGGAGUGAACCUGAAAAACAUGUGGCCCAAAAAUCCUGAAACCUGGCAGUUGAGAUCCGAGAUCAUGAAUGGUGGAAAACAUUCCAUUGCUACAGUGGAGAUGAAUAGGAAGCAAGGAGUUUUAAGCAGCAGUGAAAGUGUUCAGCCCAACGAAAUCAUUCAGUUGAAUUUCGAGAUGGAAAAUUUUACAAGCCAGUCAGUGACAAGACGUAUUCAAUGGCAUGUUGACUACCGUGGGAAAAAUCCUCCUCCAGAUUUGGACAAAGUGGUAACAGAGUUGGCAGUGAUCCAAAAAGACAUCCGUGCUAUUGUACCACUCUCUAUGGAUACAGAGAUUAUCAAUACUGCAAUACUGACAGGAAGGACUGUGGCCAUCCCUUUAAAGGUCGUUGCUGUGGAAAUGAAUGGAAUCAUCACAGAUGUGUCACCCUCCGUUCAGUGCAGGUCAACUAAUGAAGAUAUUAUUAAGGUCUCCAAAGGUUGUGAUUAUGUGUUUGUGAGUGGCAAGGAAUCUCGAGGCUCAAUGAAUGCCCGGAUUAUUUUCAACUAUGAGCACUUGAGUGCCCCACUGGAGCUGACAGUUUGGGUACCAAAACUUCCUCUGCAGAUUGAAUUGUCGGAUGGCAAAUUAAGUCAAGUGAAAGGAUGGAGAGUGCCAAUCCUCCCUGAUAGAAGACCCACCCGUGACAGUGAAGAUGAUGAUGAGGAAGAGCGAAGCAAAACACGAGGCUGCACUUUGCAGUACCAACAUGCAUUGGUGCGAGUGUUCACUCAAUUCCACACAACGUCCUCAGAGGGCACUGAUCAGGUGAUCACCAUGUUAGGACCUGACUGGUCAGUGGAUGUCACUGAUCUAGUCAGUGACUUCAUGAGAGUAGCAGAUACAAGAAUUGCACAGAUCAUGGAGGGAAAUGUGCUGAGUGGACGUGAACCUGGAACAACUAUGUUCAAGGUAGUCUCUCCACUUAUGGAGGUUGUACUUGGGGAAGUGCCACUGAUUGUUGCCGAUGACAAAGUCACUAUCACUGACCUCAGAGCAGAACUCAUCUCUGGUCUGUCAUUGAGCCUUGAAUCAAAUCCUGGAACUAGUCACACCUUCAUCGCCAAGACAACAGCUCAUCAGCGCCUUCAAACACUGAAACAGGAAGGUAUCCUGAGCACAUGGAUUUUCUACAGUGACAAUACAGCUGUACCACUGACUCUUUAUGAUGCUAAGGACUACAACCUGACAGUUACCUCACUGAAUGACAAAGUAGUCUCUUCAACCCAGGAUUCUGUUUGGUCUCUGAUAAUAGCAGAGGGUGAAGGGUCAGGUGAAUUUAUCAAGGUGGAAUUGGGGAUCUGUGAACUGUGUAAAAAGACCAAUCGCAAGAGUGUGUUGUUUGUAACAUUGGUCAACGUGAAGGUUCACUUUGGGUCUGAUAAUUCAGAAGAAGACCUAGAAAAUACUGGUGAGGAUUACGCGCCUGAUGGAGUUCGAUUUGAUGGCAACCCAUUUGGACAUAAACCAAAAGAGAAAGGGCAAUUUGACUUCAAGCCAGAUACUUCCUCUGCAACUGGUGACCAUGAGGAAAAUGUUCUACAGAAGGUUGGCACAACGGUAAAAUCAUCUGUAGAAGAGAGGACUGACUCAAGGGUGGAAUCAGGCAGGGGCAUUGAUGGCAUGCAGGAUAGUGGAGUGCACUUUGACAACACAAGAGUGUCCAGCAUGCCUGUUGAUAUUGAUAUUACAGAUCUGCCAAAGGAUCUUGCAGAUCCUGAUGAUGAAUAUGCCCCCACACCAAGGGGUCUGACUGACUUGGAAAUUGGAAUGUAUGCACUAUUAGGGGUCUUCUGUCUUGCCAUUUUGGUUUUUCUAAUAAACUGCAUUGUUUUUGUUCUCAAGUACAGGCACAAACGUAUUCCCCCAGAGGGCCAAGCAAGCAUGGACCAUUCACAUCAUUGGGUGUUCCUAGGUAAUGGUCAACCCCUUCGUACCCAGGCUGAUCUCUCACCCCAGCCUGAAAGUCCGGGAAACCCAUUAGAAAAUAUCCAAACCUGCUGCCAUAGUGACCAUCAGAGUAGUGGCAGCUCACAGACAAGUGUACAAAGUCAAGUGCACAGCAGAGCAGAUGGUUCAUCUGGGGGGUCAGUAAGGGAACACAGCGAGGAUCCGCUGCACUCACCCACCUCCAAGCGUAAGAGAGUCAAAUUUACCACAUUCACCACACUGCCAUCAGAGGAACUUGGCCUGGCCUACAAUUGCAUCCCUAUAGCCGAUGAGGAAGACAUUGAGUGGGUCUGCCAAGAUAUGGGCCUCCGAGAUCCAGAAGAACUACACAGCUAUAUUCAGAGAAUAAAGGAGAUUGCAUAGACUGCUACAGAUUUUCCUUUGGUGCAUUUGUAUUUACCAGAAAUUUGUCUCAUGUACAGUUUUUGUUUGAACCACAGUAGGAGGCUGAAA